AUUAUGUCUGUGUCAUAGAUGCAAGACUGCUGUGGCACACAAUGCUGUUCGAGUCCUUUCUGUUCAGAGAAUAUGGUAUUUCUGGCUGCUGUUUAUAAAUGGCAUUUUGUGCUGCUGCAGUACUGGGCACUUCAUUCACAGACGUGUCCACCCGAGAGACCUGAUUUUAACGUGGCCUUCACCAGACAGCCCAUCAUAUCACCAGGAUUGCGUCCGGCUGGCUUUCACAAUUAUGGAGACUCAGAGACUGCAGUCAUUUCCACUGUCUACCAAGUGCAGACCCACCCCAGUCACGUGACUGCAGUGUAUUCAGCCCUGCCGUCCCACUACAGACAGCCCCCUCCUUCAUAUGAUCAGGUCAUGCAGGACUUGCAGAAGAAAUAAACAGACCCUCAGCAC
Molecule: messenger RNA, 399 nt
Organism: Sinocyclocheilus grahami
Lineage: Eukaryota; Metazoa; Chordata; Actinopteri; Cypriniformes; Cyprinidae
Product: vesicular, overexpressed in cancer, prosurvival protein 1-like
Exons: 3
Coding region: 19-384 (121 amino acids)
Source: RefSeq, a predicted model, not a curated record